Anolis sagrei ordinatus is the source of this 1433-nucleotide messenger RNA. Lineage: Eukaryota; Metazoa; Chordata; Lepidosauria; Squamata; Anolidae. The record is from RefSeq and is a predicted model, not a curated record.
GGGGCCUUGUCAGCAAAGGGAUCCCUGGAAUCCUUACUUUCAUACCCGCUGGUCGCAGCCUGGCUUGAGUCGGUGGAAAAUGAUUCACAGACCUCCGUUCCACGUUUCUCCGGGCCCCUCCUUUACGGCGUGGUGGCAGGUGUUCCUGGUGAUAGCCCUGGGCAUCUUUGUGGGGAUCUGGAGGAUUCACCGGCCCCAGCACCGAGAACAUGGUUCAUUGUGGUUCCCGCCUGGAUUUGCUCCACACCAGGGCAAGAAACGGCGCCGCCGGAGAGAACCUGUCGGGGAAGAUGCUAUUGGGUUAAAACCAAGGAAAAUGGAGAUUGAAUUUGUAGAAGAGACAGAUAUGUUUUCCAGUCCCCAUUAUGAUGGGCCUCUGAACACCAAGGAUGUGGAGGAUGAUUCUGAUUGUGUCUCAGUCCCAGAUCAGGGCCAGCCAAAGCCCAAGAGGCAGAUGCCAGGCAGCACACCGACCCAGGAAAAGAGCACCAGACCAAAGAAUGCGAAAAAUCGAGAGCCAGUUUGUGGUUUGACACCCUUGAUGCCUAUGGCUGCUUCUCCCGGCUUGGAAGUGGAGGGAUCCUGGACAGACCAGCAAACACACAACUCUGGAGAGACCCCUCUUCACUUGGCAGCGCGCUUCUCCCGUGCCGAUGCUGCCCGCCGCCUCCUUGCCUCUGGGGCCGAUGUCAACGCCCGUGACCAAUGGGGACGCACCCCCUUGCACAGCGCUGUAGCCGCUGACGCAUUGGGCGUCUUUCAGAUCCUACUCCGGCAAAGGCAGACAGAUUUGGAUGCAUCCACCCAAGAUGGCUCCACUCCACUUAUCCUUGCCGCACGACUGGCUGUUGAAAACAUGGUGGAGGAGCUGGUGGCCAAUCAUGCAGAUGUCAGGGCCACAGACAAGAGAGGAAAGAGUGCCCUCCACUGGGCUGCAGCUGUGAAUAAUGUCCGUGCCGCCCUCGUCCUGCUGAGAAACGGAGCUGACAAGGAUGCUCUGGACAACCGGGCACAGACCCCUCUGUUCCUGGCUGCUCAAGAAGGGAGCUACCAAGUGGCCAGCCUCCUCCUCCAACAUGGAGCCAAGCAGAACAUCCGAGACCACCUUGGCCGGCUUCCAAAGGACGUGGCCCAGGAGCGUCUCCACCACGACAUCGUAUCUCUCUUGGAUCAGACUUCCCCCUCUUGUGGGACUGGUCAGCGCUCGCCACAUAGACCACGGCCACAGGCCCACCGGACUACAGCCAACCUCCACAGGUUACCAGGGCAGACUAGCCAACUGCGGCUAACUCCUGUGCCUGAGAAGGAAGAUCUUUUUAAGGAAGAUCCAAAUAGCUCACCUGAAGAUGCUGCCAGGCCACCGACUGAGUGACUCUGCCCCUUCGGGGUGUGGAACAGACAGACAGGACAAUGGGGGUUCAGUGAUGUUGGGU